CCCCUCUGUUUUCGUUUUCAAAUAAUUCCUUUAUCUAGUUAUCUUGGUUCAGAAUUUCUUCCAAGUUUAUAGCCAGCCAGCCUAAUUUUAGGUUUUUGAUUUUGACAGUUAUCUUAAAUCAAUUCCCAAGUCUCAGUUUUUAAGAUUUGCGAUUUUCAUUUGUUUUUUCUCUUCUUCUUCUUCUCUGUUCCAAAAAAAAACAGAAUUUUGUAAAUUGGGGAAUGACAAUGGAAUCGACAACGAAGGUAACAGAAUCGACAACAUCGCUGAUCCUUACAUCAGGAGCAAGUGGACGUGUAAAUGCGUUGUUAUCGUUAAGAGCAGUUAAACGAUUGUUAAUGUUGGUUUACACAAUUAUGUUGUUUUUACUCCUUCCACUAACAAGAGUUAGGAGACGAACGAUGAUGGUGGUUGGUGAAAGCGAUGAGAAUGUCUGUCACCGGAAAUCAUUAUCUUCUGUUUCUUCUACGGUGAAAAGGAAUCGGAGAGUUUAUAAUGUUAAUAGUGAUGAUAAUGAGGAUGAUUGUAAAACUUCUGUUGCUAGUAAGGAGAUUGUGGUUUUGGAAGAUUUUGAUGUUGUGACGAGAAGAGCAAUUUCGAUUAAGAGAGUGACUCAAGAUGAUGAUGAUGAUUGUGAUACUGUUAGAGAAGCUUGUUUGUUUGGUAAUUCUAGAGGUGAAACUUUGUUUACGCAAUCUUGGACUCCUGCUUCUGUUAAAGUCAAGGGAUUGGUGGUUCUUCUCCAUGGCUUAAACGAACACAGCGGGAGAUACAACGAUUUUGCGAAGCAACUAAAUGCUAAUGGAUUUAAAGUGUUUGGGAUGGAUUGGAUUGGACAUGGUGGAAGUGAUGGUUUACAUGGUUACGUAUAUUCCCUUGAUGCUGCAGUCAACGACCUGAAAGCAUUCAUUGAGAAGGUGUUGGCAGAAAACCCGGGACUUCCUUGUUUUUGCUUUGGACACUCAACAGGUGGUGCCAUUGUUCUGAAGGCAGUGCUCGACCCCAAGAUUGAGACACGCAUUCAGGGUGUUGUGUUGACCUCACCUGCUGUAGGAGUUCAACCUUCGCAUCCAAUAUUUGGGGUGCUUGCUCCAAUCUUUUCGUUCUUGUUACCGAAAUAUCAAUUUAGUGCUGCAAACAAGAAUGGCCUGACCGUGUCUCGAGAUCCGGAUGCCUUAAUUGCCAAAUAUUCAGACCCACUUGUCUAUACAGGUUCUAUCAGGGUCAGAACAGGAGCAGAAAUCCUCCGCAUUUCAUCCUUCUUGCAGGAGAGGAUGAGUAAGAUAACCAUCCCAUUUUUUGUUCUUCAUGGGACUGCUGACGCUGUAACGGAUCCAAAUGGCUCCAGAAGAUUGUAUGAAAAAGCUGCUUCAACUGACAAGUCCAUUAAACUUUAUGAUGGAUUAUUGCAUGAUCUUCUUUUUGAACCUGAAAGGGAAGUUAUUAGGAAUGACAUCAUUGAAUGGUUAACCUCUAGAAUUAAAUAGUACCGUCUCAUCUUCAAGUUACUGCCAAGGAAAGCACAACAGCUACAUGAUGUUAAUGUGGCGUAAGAUUUCUGGGUUUUGCCGCUUCAAUGUCCGCCUCUAACCGGUUGCACUUAGGCGAUAUUUUAUGCCGAAAAUCUAGCUCAAUGAGCUAAAAAUGAUUGGCGUCGCGGUUGGUUGGAAUUUUGAUGUUGUUGACUUGAUGUAACUUGUUGUAAUAACUGAACAUGAAUAGGGUAUGGAUUGGAGUGAAAAUGGGAUAAUAAGGCAUUUAGAGCAAGUUUCAGAGUUAAAAAUUUCCCUGGUCCAUCCAGGGACCAGUUUCGAUCUCGAACAGUCUUUGGUGCAAGGAUUGUAUUCUGAUUUUAUAGAGCAUGUUCAGUUCAAUUUGCCUCGAAGCAUGUUUUUGUCAUGUAAUAAACUCAAAAUUUACCAGUUGAUCCAACAUUUGCAGCUAAUUUUUUUUUACCAA
Molecule: messenger RNA, 1959 nt
Organism: Papaver somniferum (opium poppy)
Lineage: Eukaryota; Viridiplantae; Streptophyta; Magnoliopsida; Ranunculales; Papaveraceae
Product: monoacylglycerol lipase-like
Exons: 7
Coding region: 222-1487 (421 amino acids)
Cellular component (GO): membrane
Molecular function (GO): lipase activity
Source: RefSeq, a predicted model, not a curated record